AAGUUUUUUUGUGCUGUCAAAAACUUCAGUUCGGAAAAGCUGCGGUUUCCGGAUGCUGUGUUGUUGAAAAUCGUUUUACAACAGGUGGUUGCGUGUUUUGUGCAUUGUUUCAGGUACAAAGGCAGCUAAACCGACCAGAUUAAUUAAAGAUUGAGCCAUGGAGGACACGGUGUGGGCUCGUGACCCUACGGAAGGCUUCGUUUUGGGGCGGAUUUCCGAGAUAACGAGCGAUGGUGCCGAAGUGAUCCCCUUGGACCCGAAAUAUCCCAAAAGAGUGUUGCCGUUUAGCGAUAUUUUCAGAGCCUACGUCGAAAAAGACAGAGAUUACGAUGAUAACUGUGAAAUGAUGUUUUUAAACGAAGGCUCUCUUCUAAAUAACAUCCGUACUAGGUACUACAAAAACAAAAUUUAUUCGUAUGUAGCAAAUAUACUCAUAGCCAUCAACCCUUACAAAGACAUCCCCGAGCUGUAUUCCAGCAAAACAAUCAAAUCCUACCAAGGGAAAUCUCUGGGUGAGAUGCCUCCUCACGUUUUCGCUAUAGCCGACAAAGCGUUUAGAGAUAUGAGAGUCUUCAAGCAGUCCCAAUCGAUUAUAGUCUCUGGCGAAUCCGGAGCGGGUAAAACAGAGUCCACCAAACACUUAUUGAAGUAUUUAUGCGAAGGAGGCGCUGCAGGACCCAUUGAACAGAAAAUCCUAGAUGCAAAUCCAAUUUUGGAAGCCUUCGGUAACGCGAAAACCACCAGGAACAAUAACAGUUCGAGAUUCGGUAAAUUUAUCGAGGUGCACUUCGACAACAAGUUCCAGGUGGCCGGCGGUCAUAUUUCACAUUAUUUAUUGGAAAAAAGCAGGAUAUGCUCAUCACAUGGCGAAGAAAGGAGCUAUCAUAUAUUUUAUAUGUUGAUGGCGGGAGCUCCGGCAGAUUUAAGACAAAAAUUAGGACUCACCAAGCCGGACGAUUUCAAUUAUCUGAAACACGGUUGUACCAGAUAUUUUACGAAGCCUGCCACUGAAAAGGGCUUAACUGCAGGUCAGAAAAGCUCAGCUCACGCGAAACAGGGGCCCCUAAAAGACAUCCUCAUUGACGAUGUCAGCGAUUUCAAGGAACUUGACGUGGCACUGACACGUUUGGGCAUGUCGGACACGGAUAGACAACAGGUUUAUCUAACAGUGGCUGCUGUAUUGCAUUUAGGAAAUGUAGAAUUUGAAGAAAAUCCUGAUGAUACUAGAGGGGGUUGUAAGGUUGCAUCCAACGGCGAAAAAUCGUUGCUUAUUGCUUCGAAAUUGUUGGAAAUCGAAGCUGAUGAGUUGAAACAAGCUUUGGUUUCCAGAGUUAUGCAGAGUGCUAGAGGGGGACUCAAAGGAACUGUCAUAAUGGUUCCUCUAAAAAUCCACGAAGCAAACAACGCCAGAGAUGCCUUAGCAAAAGCUGUUUACAGCAAUUUGUUUGAUUACAUAGUCAGUAGAAUCAACCAGAGCAUUCCAUUUCAAACUUCUAGUUACUAUAUUGGUGUCCUCGAUAUUGCAGGCUUUGAAUUCUUCACUGUGAACAGUUUUGAACAAUUCUGCAUCAACUACUGUAACGAAAAACUUCAACAGUUCUUCAACGAACGCAUUUUGAAAUUCGAACAAGAACUGUAUAAGAGAGAAGGUCUCAGUGUGCCUGAAAUCAAAUUCACAGAUAACCAGGACUGUAUUGACGUCAUUGAAGCGAAAAGUCAGGGUAUUUUUACCCUAUUAGACGAGGAAUCUAAACUACCUAAGCCGGCCUACACUCAUUUCACUGAAGAAGUACAUAAACAAUGGGGGAAAAGCUAUAGGUUAGGAUUACCUAGAUCGUCCAAACUCAAAGCCCAUCGCAGUAUUAGAGACGAUGAAGGGUUUCUAGUCAGACAUUUUGCCGGGGCAGUUUGUUAUCAGACAAAACAAUUUAUAGACAAGAACAACGAUGCUUUACACGCUUCUCUUGAAGGAAUUAUACAAGAAAGCCGGAACAAGCUUAUACAAAAUUUAUUCUCCACUUCAAUGGCGCAGAAAGGUAAACUCACCUUCAUCAGUGUGGGAAGCAAGUUCAAAAGCCAGCUACAAGAACUGAUGGAGAAGCUGAGAAGUAACGGUACCAAUUUCAUCCGUUGCAUCAAACCCAACAACAAAAUGGUCGACCUCCAGUUCGAAGGAAGUCUGAGCUUGAUGCAACUCACCUGUUCCGGAAUGACGUCGGUUCUGGAACUGAUGGAACACGGGUUCCCAAGCAGAACACCGUUCACAGACCUUCACUCCAUGUACAAAGAUUACCUGCCCAAAGAAUUGAAGCAGUUGCCUCCAAAGACGUUUUGCGAGGCGAUGUUGCACAGCCUCAGGCUACAAGACAAGGAUUUCAAGUUCGGCAUUACCAGGGUGUUUUUCAGGCCUGGAAAAUUCGCGGAGUUUGAUAAAAUUAUGAAGUCUGAUCCGGAAAGUUUGAAGAGCAUCGUGGCUCACGUGAAGAAGUGGCUGGUGAAGUCGCGGUGGAUCAAGGCGCAGUUCUGCGCGCUCACCGUGAUCAAAAUGAAAAAUAAAAUUUUGUAUCGCCGCAAAGCGUUGGUUUUGCUCCAGAAAAAUAUCAGAGGGUAUCUAGUAAAGAAAAAGUACGGCGCCAGAAUAAAAACCAUCAAAAACAUCAGAGCCUUGGACGCGAACUUGAAAAAACUGGAAGGAAUAGCCCACCAAUUGAAAAAGGACAAAGAUCUAUCCACCAACGGUAUCAACCAACUAAAAUCCGAGGUUUCCGCAGCUAUUGACAAGAUCAAGAAAGACGACAAAAUCGAUGUCAAGACUGUCGAAUCCCUCUACAACAACCUGGUCGCGAAAAUCAACCAGCAAAUGGGUUCGUUAGAGAAGAAAGUCCAAGAACAGAAGAUCAGGGAGGAACAGGAUAGACUGCGCAAGAUCCAGGAAGAAAUGGAACGGGAAAACAAGAAGAAACAGGAAGAAGAACGUAAACUGCGAGAAGAGGAAGAAAAUAGAAAGAAAAAAGCUGAGAUCGAGGCAAAGAGGAAGAUUGAAGAAGAAGCCAGACUUAAACAGGAACAGGCAGAUAGGAGACUGGCACAAGAACUGCAGCAACAGCAGGAAAAAAUGGAACAGGAAGAACGGCAGUACCAGGAACAAUUGGAACAGGAACGCCAGGACAGGGAGUUGGCACUUAGACUCGCGCAAGAGAGCAAUGGACAGCUCGAAGAGAGCCCUCCCCUUGUGAGAAAUGGACUCAACGGGACUGAUUCUGAACGCGCCUCCUUCAAACUCAACAGAUCCGAUGCUAUCAGAGCGCAGCAAGCUAGUCAAGCCAAAGGAAAGUACGACCUGUCCAAAUGGAAGUACUCGGAACUACGAGACACGAUUAACACUUCUUGCGACAUCGAACUUUUGGAAGCAUGUAGACAUGAAUUCCAUCGUAGACUCAAGGUGUACCACGCAUGGAAGGCAAAGAACAAGAAGCGUACUGUAAUGGACGAAAAUGAGAGAGCCCCACGCUCGGUGCUGGAAUCCGCCCAAAAGACUCCGAGGUUGCCCCAAAAAGCCGUCCUGGAUCACAGCUCUCAGCGUUACUUUAAAAUCCCAUUUCAACGACCCGGAGGUGAUCCUAACAAAAGGGGCUGGUGGUACGCUCAUUUCGAUGGACAGUACGUGGCGAGGCAGAUGGAACUGCAUCCCGAUAAACAAGCUAUCCUGCUUGUUGCCGGAAAGGAUGAUAUGCAGAUGUGCGAACUGUCUCUGGAAGAAACAGGGUUGACUAGAAAAAGAGGUGCCGAAAUUCUGGAGACGGAGUUCAACAAGGAGUGGGAGAAAAAUGGGGGAAAGCCCUAUACAAGACCGGCUGAUAGAAAAUGAUUAAACUCAUUUUGUUUGUGAAGCUGGGCUUCAUGGAUAGCAUUAUUAACGUUUUAGGAGAUACACUGUGUUUAGGCCGCAAGUGUCUUGUUUUUACACGUUUCUAUUCGUAAGAUUUCGGGGCUUUACAAGUAUUCUUAUUCUAUAUAUGUAAAUUUAGGAACCGUUGCAAUUAUUGUUAGCUUUUACAGUAUUAAAUAUUGUCCAAUUUAAUAAUUUAAAUAUAUAUUUAUUAACUUAAA
Molecule: messenger RNA, 4110 nt
Organism: Sitophilus oryzae (rice weevil)
Lineage: Eukaryota; Metazoa; Arthropoda; Insecta; Coleoptera; Curculionidae
Gene: jar
Product: myosin heavy chain 95F
Exons: 19
Coding region: 158-3868 (1236 amino acids)
Biological process (GO): actin filament organization; endocytosis; vesicle transport along actin filament
Cellular component (GO): myosin complex; endocytic vesicle; cytoplasm
Molecular function (GO): ATP binding; actin filament binding; microfilament motor activity
Source: RefSeq, a predicted model, not a curated record